CGCUCGUGCUCUCGAACGUCAACGACCGGAUGUGUCGUUUAAAAACAUUGGACAACGCUGAUCGGCGGCUGUUUGACAGUGGUUCGUGUCGUUUUUAGAUAACAACUAGAAGCGGCCCCUGGGAGACGACGUGGAGGCUUUCGUUCCCAGCGGACAGCGGGGCCGGCUUCAACAUGGCGGGGCCUCUGCUGGAGUUCGAGACCGAGAUGUUCUUGGGUCUCUUCGACUGCGACGGGCUGCUGGUGGCGGCGGAGGGGAUGGGGAUCGACCGCAUCCUGCUUCACUUCAUGCGGGUGUACUCGGAACCGGGGAGCCUGGUCCUCCUGCUCAACACGAGCACGCCCGAACAGGAAUACUUCACUGAGCAGCUGCGACUGGAGGAUGUGACCCACCUGCCGCGGACCGUGACCAGCGACGUCCAGAGCACGGAGCGCUACAACGUUUACACCGAGGGAGGCGUGCUGUUUGUCACCAGCAGAAUCCUGGUGGUCGACCUCCUGACCGAUCGCAUCCCUGCUCAUCUCAUAACAGGAAUCCUGGUGUACCGCGCUCACAAAAUCAUCGACUCUUGCCAAGAGGCCUUCAUCCUCCGUCUGUUCCGGCAGAAGAACAAGACAGGCUUCAUCAAGGCCUUUACCGAUAAGGCCUCAGCGUUCUCCUCCGGGUUCUGCCAGGUGGAGCGUGUGAUGAGGAACCUCUUUGUCAAGAAGCUCUACUUGUGGCCCAGGUUCCAAGUGUCGGUCAACACAGUACUGGAGAGGCACAAGCCAGAAGUAGUGGAGCUUCAUGUGUCCUUAACCCCAGCUAUGAGGGCCAUCCAGAGCUCCAUCCUUGAUAUUAUGGGUGCCUGUUUGAAGGAGCUGAAACGUUACAAUCCCACCCUAGAGGCUGAGGACCUUUCCCUGGAGAACACACUAGGCAACGCCUUUGAAAAGACCAUCCGUCACUACCUCGAUCCCCUUUGGCACCAGCUUGGAGCAAAGACUAAGGCCCUCGUCCAGGACCUUAAGUUGCAGAGGUUGCUGCUGCUCUACCUCACUCAGUAUGACUGCAUCACCUUCCUUAAUCUGCUUGAGUCAUUGCGCUCCAGCCAGAAGAUCUUUGGCUCUAAUUCAGGGUGGCUGUUCCUGGAUUCUAGCACCUCCAUGUUUGUCAAUGCUAGAGCCAGAGUGUACCGCAUCCCUGAGAACAAGAAGAAAAUUAAAGUGGGCACAGAAGCAGAGAAGCAGAAGUCAACCCCUGCCUCCGAGGUGAAGCGGGAGUUGGUGCUGGAAAAGAGCCCGAAGUGGGAGGCGCUGACUGAGGUUCUGGAGGAAAUUGCGAAGGAGAACAACAGCUCUCAAAUUGCAGCAGGUCGAACGCUGAUCUGUGCCAGUGAUGACCGGACGUGUGCGCAGCUGCAGCAGUAUAUCCGACACGGCUCCGAGUGGCUGCUUAACCGGCUAUACGCGCGCACAGUUGGUAAACGUGACUCGGCUGUAGCUGCUGCCAUUGAACUGGACACAAAUAGAAUGAGCAAAGCGUGCCACAAAAAAGGGACCAAGGGAAAGGAGCCCAUGCAGAAAAAACAGUCCAAAAAGUGUAAAAGCAGGCCGUCGUUGACUCUGACUCAAAUGGUGGGGAAAAAGGAGGAAGAUGAGGCGAUGGGGAGCAUCUUGGACGAGGAUGAGCUAAUGGAGGAAGAUGACGGCGAGGAAGAACCGCUGAAGUUAGAUUUGCCAUCAGAUGCCUAUUACGGGGUCCUGAAGGAGCCUCUGACUGUCAUCCACCCACUCAAAGGCUGCACCGACCCCUACAGCUUGACGCGGGUGCUGCACGAAGUGGAGCCCGCCUUCGUGGUGCUGUAUGACGCCGAGCUGAGCUUUGUGCGCCAGCUGGAGGUUUACAAAGCAAGCCGGCCGGGCAAGCCGCUCAGGGUGUAUUUCCUCAUCUAUGGCGGCUCCACAGAAGAACAGAAGUACCUGACGACGUUGUCGAAGGAGAAGCGAGCCUUCGAGCACCUCAUUAGGGAAAAAGCUACAAUGGUCAUCCCUGAGGAAAGGGAGGGCCGAGAAGACACCAACCUGGAUCUCGCUAGAAAUUUGGAGCCUGCUAAUGCCACCACCAACACUCUCAAGGCAGGAGGCCAACAGCAGCCCAAAGAGCCUUCACGGGUCAUUGUGGACAUGCGUGAGUUCCGCUGUGAACUUCCUUCCUUGCUGCAUCGCCGUGGACUGGACAUCGAGCCGGUCACACUAGAAGUAGGGGACUACAUCCUGACUCCAGACACCUGCGUGGAGCGCAAGAGCAUUAGCGAUUUAAUUGGCUCCUUGCAAAGCGGACGCCUCUACACCCAGUGCCUCUCCAUGACUCGCUACUACAGAAAACCAGUACUCCUCAUUGAGUUUGAUCCAGCGAAACCCUUUUCUUUAAUGGCCCGGUCGGAUUUCCGCAACGAGAUAUCGUCAAAUGAUAUUUCUUCAAAACUCACGUUGCUCACGCUGCAUUUCCCCCGCCUUCGCAUCCUCUGGUGCCCCUCCCCGCAUGCCACAGCUGACCUCUUCCUGGACCUGAAGCAAGGCCGCCCUGAACCCAGUGCUUCGGCGGCUCAGGCGGUCACGGCUGAAUCGGACACGGUGGCCGAGUCAGCAGACCUCUACAACCCUGGACCUUAUGACUUCCUGAUGAAAAUGCCUGGGGUCAACACCAAAAACUACAGAGCUCUUAUAAAAAACGCAGACAGCCUGGCAGAUUUGGUAAAACUCAGCCAGGACAAGCUAACGGACAUUCUGGGAAAUGCUAGCAAUGCUAAGUUACUGUAUGAGUUUCUACAUAAUGUUGCUGAUGUCCAAGCUCCUGUGCAAAAAAACAAACAUGUGAAAAUCCCUUAAUUGUAUAUUAAGGAGUAUAGUAUUUUUUUAAACCAUUGAGUAUUUUCUUAAUGUAAUGAAUAAACGUUUGUGCGUGCUGAAUUAAUUUAGAUCUUGUAUUUGUUUCCAGCUUGUUAUUAAUGUACAGAAUGAAAUGACCUAAUGCAGCUAGAUUUUUAAAAAUAACUGAAAGAAAUGUUUGACAUUCUGAAAAUGUGUAUUUUUGUAUAUAUCUUUAUUUCAAAAUAAAGAGUUCUUAUAAAAAAAA
Molecule: messenger RNA, 3117 nt
Organism: Betta splendens (Siamese fighting fish)
Lineage: Eukaryota; Metazoa; Chordata; Actinopteri; Anabantiformes; Osphronemidae
Gene: ercc4
Product: excision repair cross-complementation group 4
Exons: 10
Coding region: 174-2870 (898 amino acids)
Biological process (GO): nucleotide-excision repair involved in interstrand cross-link repair; double-strand break repair via homologous recombination; resolution of meiotic recombination intermediates
Cellular component (GO): nucleotide-excision repair factor 1 complex
Molecular function (GO): damaged DNA binding; single-stranded DNA endonuclease activity; single-stranded DNA binding
Source: RefSeq, a predicted model, not a curated record